UCGAUUUUUAGGUAUUUCUGUAGCUAGAAUAGUUGGUGGUUGGAAAUUGUUUAGGGUUUUGAAAUUCUUGAAAAAGUCAAUUUUUAUUUAUUUAUUUAUUUGAAUUAUUGCUUCUUUAUUUCACUGGAUCCGUAUUGAUUCAUGACUGCGCGUUUGAAUCUUUGUUUGUUUAUAUAGGAAAAAUAAUUGCAUACCCAUUUCAGGGCAGCUUAUUUUAUUUUAUUUUAAUUUUUUUGUUUUUGUAAUUUUCAAUUAAUAUCCUGUUAGAAAAAUAAAUAAAAACGUGAUCUUUACAAGCUUUUAACGAAUUCUAAUCAAUCUUUUUUGAUGAGCAUAUUGAUUUCUUUUCGCUUGCAAUUAAUUGAAUUUCUCUGUUUAUUCCAAGUCUAAGUUUCUUGAUUCUGCUGCUUGUUUCAAGAUCAAGGCCCUUCUAUUGGCCGGGCUGAGCUGAGUUGAGCUGAGUUGCGCUGAGCUGAGCUGAGUUUUUCCCGGUGACAUGGACGCAAAAACGAGCGAGGGAGGUGCUGAGAUGGCGAAGGCCGAUGACGUGUCCCUCUCGAAGAUGCUAGGACUAGGAAAUCUUAGUGGCAACAGCCUGUGUGACAAAAGCCCCGGUAGUUUGAGCAGCAAAGACAUGAUUUUUCGGGCGGAUAAAAUCGAUUUGAGAAGCUUGGAUUUGCAGCUGGAGAAGCACUUGAGCAGGGUUUGGUCAAGAAACACGGAAAAUCAGAACACCAACAAUAACAAGCCGAAGGAAGUGUGGGAGAUUGAUCCUUCAAAAUUGCAAAUUCGUUAUCUCGUCGCGCAGGGUACCUAUGGCACGGUUUUUCGUGGGACCUACGAUAAUCAAGAUGUUGCAGUGAAAUUGCUCGAUUGUGGAGAGGAUGGCAUGUCGACAGUUGCCGAAACAGCAGCUCUUCGGGCAUCGUUUAAAGCAGAGGUUGCUGUGUGGCACAAGCUUGAUCAUCCAAAUGUUACGAGUUUUGUUGGUGCUUCGAUGGGUACGUCACAGUUAAAAAUUCCGUCGAAAAACCCUUCCGAGGGUUUUACGACCCUUCCAUCGAGGGCAUGUUGUGUUCUUGUGGAGUUUCUCCCCAAAGGGACUUUGAAGAACUUGUUGUACAAGAAUCGGAAGAAGAAGCUUCCGUUUAAAACCGUUGUUCAACUUGCUCUUGACCUUGCUAGAGGGCUGAGCUAUUUACAUUCGAAGAAGAUUGUACACCGUGAUGUAAAAGCCGAAAACAUGUUGUUGGACAAUAAUCGAAAUUUGAAAAUUGCCGAUUUUGGUGUGGCUCGUGUUGAAGCUCAAAAUCCGAGGGACAUGACUGGCGAAACGGGAACACUUGGCUAUAUGGCACCUGAGGUUCUGGAUGGGAAGCCAUACAACAGAAAAUGCGACGUAUAUAGCUUCGGAAUUUGCUUAUGGGAAACAUAUUGCUGCGAAGUGCCUUACACCGAUCUUAGCUUUGCCGAUGUUUCCUCUGCUGUCGUUAGAAACAAUUUGAGGCCACCAAUUCCAAGAUGUUGCCCGAGUUCACUAGGGAAUAUAAUGAAAAAGUGUUGGGACGGAAAUCCCGAUAAACGACCCGAAAUGGAAGACGUGGUGAAAAUGUUGGAAGCCAUAGACACUAGCAGAGGUGGUGGAAUGGUACCCGAGGAUAAAUCUUUCUUGGGCUGUUUCUUCUGCUUUUCGUUCACUCGGGGACCUUAAAUCAAUUUCUUUUUCUUUUUUUUUCAAAUUUAAAUUUUCUUCGUUUUUUCACUUUUUUUUUGUUUUUUUUUUUGAGAAUAAUUUGGUAAGUGAAAGUGAAGAUUCAAAGCUGCAUAUGUAUAUGAACAAGUUUAUCAAGUCAGACCUUUGCUUGAGGUUGUUGAUGAGACAUAAUUUGUUAUUUUAAGUGUUUAAAUUUUUAUAUGUAAGUCUGGAUUUUUUAUUAUCAUGUAAAUACAGGAUUAUUUAGUCUAUCACACACAAUCCCUUUUAU
Erythranthe guttata (spotted monkey flower) is the source of this 1985-nucleotide messenger RNA. The record is from RefSeq and is a predicted model, not a curated record. NCBI's taxonomy places the organism in Eukaryota, Viridiplantae, Streptophyta, Magnoliopsida, Lamiales, Phrymaceae.